Messenger RNA from Bicyclus anynana (squinting bush brown), 4225 nucleotides. RefSeq names its product phosphatidylinositol glycan anchor biosynthesis class U protein (gene PIG-U). Lineage: Eukaryota; Metazoa; Arthropoda; Insecta; Lepidoptera; Nymphalidae. Gene Ontology annotation, cellular component: GPI-anchor transamidase complex; membrane. Gene Ontology annotation, biological process: attachment of GPI anchor to protein; protein localization to cell surface. The record is from RefSeq and is a predicted model, not a curated record. The transcript has 3 exons. The coding region runs from base 430 to 1719 and encodes 429 amino acids.
UUUUGCGCUUCUAAGCACUUCGCUACAAGUAAAGGAGUAACAAACAUACACAUACAUACGCACUUAGACACAAACCUUGUGUCUAUUAAGUAUUAGUGAUAUAGGAUAUACCUACAUAAUUCAUUUUCCAAUAAAAUGAAAAAUUAAUCCUGUAUCCAUAAUCCAUGUUAAUUCCUCCGAGACCUUUAACAACCGAAUCACAGAUAUGAAACACAAAAUAAAAACUUGACUUUAAUUCUUGAUAGUUGACACUUGUUAGAUGGAGUGGAGUUGACAGUGACACUGACAUUGACAGUUGUUGAUAAAUGCUUGGUUGAUUUGUUGAUCGUGAUUCUGAAAAUAAUUAAUAAUUAUCUUUCUAACCGUCUGUGAAUGUAAUAAUGUGAUAAGCUAUAUAUUAUUCAGUUAAUACAAAAACAAUCAGCUAUAAUGAAUUUAAUACCGAAGUAUUUGGUCGCCUGUUUAGGAAGAUAUUGGCUCAUUCACACGGACUAUUGGCAAACGAUAUCAAAUAGAGUGGAAGUAGCAACGCCGCUAAACUCUUGGAAGAGGUUAAUUGAAGGUGUUUACUUGUACGACCAUGGCAUAAAUCCUUACGAAGGGGACUCUUUCCACGAGUCUCCAAUAAUGCUUAUCUUAUUUCACUUUUUGUUGAAAAAAGUACCAUAUUUGUUACCUGUUAUAUUUGUUUUAUUGGACGCAUUGACUGCACACAUACUGUACAAGGCAUCGAAGUCGUUUAUACGAAUAUUUAAAGAAUCCCAAGAGAGUGGGAAAGGACAGAUUGCAGAGGAUUCAAUAACAAUGCUGGUAACUGAAUCACAGUUGGAUGAAGUUCCUAUUUAUGUGCUUUCCAUGUAUUUAUUCAAUCCAUAUUCAUUUUUAAACUGUGCAGGCAUGACAACUACAGUUAUACAGAAUUUAUUGCUAGCUGUAUCGCUAUGGGGUGCGGCAAGUGGUCACAGAGCUUUGGCGUGUGUGUUCAUUGCUCUGGCUACACAUCAGGCCCUUUACCCUAUUUUACUUGUUGUGCCAAUAUCUAUUCUAUUAGCGAACGUCAACCAAGGGUGCAACAAGUGUUCAUACAUUAGAACACUUCUAGGAUUUGUACUGUGUUGGGGAUUCUGCAUUUUUAUAUCUGCUUUUAUAAUGGAUGGAUCGUAUGAUUAUAUCUACAAUACGUAUGGAUUUAUAUUGACAGUGCCAGAUCUAAAACCAAAUAUAGGACUAUUCUGGUACUUCUUCACAGAGAUGUUUGAACACUUUAGAUUACUCUUUGUGUGUGCAUUUCAAAUCAACGCCCUGGCUCUAUAUGUGGUGCCACUUACCCUUAGAUUCCACAAAGAACCGGUACUGCUAGCAACAGUGCUCAUUGCACUGUCUACUAUAUUCAGAUCUUAUCCAUGUGUUGGUGAUGUUGGAUUCUACUUGGCUCUAUUGCCUUUAUGGAAACAUUUGUUUUCAUUUAUGCAGCAAAAAUUUAUUGUGGGCUGUGCCUUCCUAAUCACAUCAGCUCUUGGACCAACUGUUUGGCACCUCUGGAUAUAUUCUGGAUCAGCAAAUGCUAACUUCUUCUUUGGAGUGACCCUGUCCUUUGCAACAGCACAAAUUUUCCUCAUUACCGAUUUGUUAUUUGCACAUAUCAAGAGAGAGUUCACACUUAAGAAUGGAUCAUCUCGACAGGUUGACGGAAAACCGGCGAAACUAGUUUUACGAUAAUUCUUAUUUUGUGUUCGUAAAUAUCAUAAACAUUGUAUUUAAAUAGCAUUUAAUAAUUUUACUGAACAAAGUUAUUCCAUAGUGGUUAAUAAAAUUUUAAUUGCAGUGGAGACUGAAUUAUCUGGAUAUUAAUUAAGAUGUUGCUUUGGAUUGAAUUCUAGAAAACUCCAGGGGUGGUAAACCCCUUAAUAGAUAGGAUUAUAUAAGUAGCAAAAUAGUCACAAUUUAUAAAAUACUGUAAUAUAAUAUAAACCUUUCAGUACAAUCUAUUCCACUAAUUGAAGAGGGUACAGGUAUAUUUUAAGCAUUUGAAAUAGUAAAAUAAUGUAUUGUAUUUAUUUUCAAAAGUAAAUAUUUAAUUUAUUAACGCCAGUUUCAAAGUUUGGAUGAUAAAGUCUUCACUGCUAUAGUAACCUAAUAAUUUAAUACAUAUUUCAUAUAGGUAUAUUCAAUGGACUGAAAAACUUUAGACUAAGAUGCAUUAAAAAUUGAAAUUAUGUGGACCCUUCACUACAUUGACCUAAGAUAAUAAUCUAAUAUGCUAUUAGCUAACUUGGUUAGAAUAAUAAAAGUCAACCAUUAGGUACAUAAUACAUCAAUAUGAGGUCUUAAGACUAGACUGCAUUUAUUCAUGUUGAAUAUUAUGCUCUUUGACAUUUUAAUUUUAAAUUGAGUGAUAGCAAAUUAGUUUGUAGGAUCUCCUAUAUAAAUCUAUUUCAUGUAAAAUGAAUUCUGUGGUUUUCAUUUUCUAAGAGGUCCCAAGUUAGCGAAUAACUUAGCUGGGUCACCAAAGUCAAAAUGUAUAGAAUAGUCACAUACCAACAAUCAUCAUUGUACCUAUUACAGAGUUGUUUAUGUAAUAAAAAUCUACAAUACAAUAUUACAAUUUAAUAAUAGAAUAUUCGGUUUUUAUUAUUUAGUUGUAUUUUCGUUACCAAAAGCUAUCAAAUCUUAAUAAUAAUGUAAUGUAGUAAUAACAACUCAGUAUUUUAAUACUGGAUUUAAAAAUAUUGCUAUUAUUUAUUUAGCGUAUUGUGAAAAACUUACAAAUCAUAGUGGUAAUUAUCUGUUUUUUAAUGAACUUUGAUGAAAUCACAACUAUUAAAAUUGUAUGUAAAUAUGAAUGUUCUAUUCAUUAUACCAUAUAGAUAUAUGUAUAGAUAGAUAUGCGGGCAAUAUGCUAUUAUUUACACCAACGCUCCUGGCACGCAAUAUGCGUUUUGUAAGUCUUAAUAUCUUUUAAUAUUAUGUUAUGAACAUGAAAGUGAUUAGUACUACUAAGAUGAUGUGAGCUAUUGUGAAGCAGAACUGUUUUCGUUCUCGUGUGCCAGGAGCGUGGGCAUAAUGUGUAGUUGUUCUCUAUAAAUGAUCGUAGGGGUUUUAACUUCACAAAAAUUAUAAUAUGAUGUUUAUGUAAAUAUUAGAAUGUUUUAAAAUUGAGUGUCUGAGUGUGUCUAAGGGUUCAUUUACACGAGCAGCACGUUGCCAACGGCAGCUGGCAACUGCUACUGUCGAUUGCAGUCUACGGCAGUCGACUGCAGUCUGCGGCAGACGGUAAUUUACAGUAGCUGUGUCAGUCGUAUAAGGGUUCAUUUACACGAGCAGCAAAUGCUACCGUCGACUGCUGUCGGAGACUGUCGCCGAGACGUCGCCAACUGCAGUCGACUGCGGUCGUCUGAAUGAACCCUUACACGGCAAACACAGCUACCGUAAAUUUUGAAGUGCGUUACAUACAGCGGAGCUACUACAAUAUUUUAUUACAAGAUAUGAUGUUAUGAUCAAAUUUUCGAUAUUUUUGAUGAAAAGAAAUUCAAUUUUUUUUUUUCAAUUAAGCUUAGUUUACAAGCACUUUUUGUCAAGUUGUCAUGAUAUAAUGGUGGUAAUUAAAGUCGAAACUUAAAAUCAAAGUUACGGGGUCAACGAUUCAAUGUGCUCUUCAAGGCACGGAAUUAUAAUUCAAUUUCUUGAAAGAAAAUCUGGAAUCGUACUUAGGACCUCAUGAUACCGCAAAGGCUAAACAUUGGAGCAAUGUACCAGGCAAUAUAAGAUAAGUAAUACCUAUACUUAUUAUGUGACGUCCAUGUGACUGACUUCGAUUCGGGGGGCGUAGGUUCGAAUCCAGUGCGAGUCGUGCACCUCCAACUUUUCAGUUAUGUACAUUUUAAGAAAUUAAAUAUAAUUUUCCAAUGAAGGAGAAUUCAUCGUGAGGAAACUUCCAUACUUACCUGAGAAUUUUCUUAAUUCUCUACGUGUGUGAAGUCUGCCAACUUAUUACAUUAAUAUGGUAUCACGGCUAACUUAGACCUUGCAAAUAUCCCUAAAAAAUGUUUUUUAAUUAGUUACUUGAUCAAAUAGAUACCAAAUUUUACAGUAUUUAUUAUAAACUAUGUCAUAAGUCACGGUUGUUGAAUGAAGAACGCUUGAUGGUGCGAUUUCAUGGUCUAAUUUUAAUAGAAGUAAAAUGAAUUUGCCGAUUUAUUAAUGUCAAUAAAAUGUUUUAUUUUUA